AUGCAGACUCGACCCCCACCCAUUGUCGACGGAAGCCCAGUUGGACUUGAUGUUCCGCUGGACCUUGACGAAUGCGAAUUUUCCUCUCCUGGAAGCUCCUUUAUAUCGCUAGAAGACUCUACAGAAGGCGACGAACACAUCCCUGCAAUCGCAGAUGUCGCACCUCCAGUGCAAGCCGGACGAGUUUUCACUUUUCGUCAUAGCAAGCAAGUGGCUCCUGCCGCAGACGUACAACCUGUCGUUAUUCAGCUGGUGAUAAAUCAAUCUCCCCAGUCUGUACAGGAAGUUCUGCAGAAGCUUACCGAGCUUGGAUUCAUUAACGUGGAAUCGAGCUCUACACCGACCAUUAAUGACCUAUCUAAAUCAUCUUUACACGAGAUAUUUAGCAAUCCGUGGAAUCCGACGGCAACUGCUGAUGAAAACUUCAGUAAUCGGGUAGUGCAGACCUGGGGGCGGGAGUUCAGUGCUAUAAAUCCCACCCUUUCUGAACAACAGCAUUUUGAUAUUCUGAAGGACUAUGAACUUAUAAAGGAGGAGGAGGAGGACAGUUCCCCAUCCACGGUGGCUCCCGAGGAGUGCACUCUGGCCAACUUCAAACCUUCAACCUCAGUCCGGCCGUCGUCCUCAAUGUCACUUCCUCUCCUGCUUCCUACCGAUACUCGCAGAACAGAGAGGCCUAGACUUUGGAACACUAGACAAAAAGGCAGACACGCCCCACUUUCGCCAUUCGCGACAUUGGUUUUGUGGAUUUUCGUGUGCUUACCUUUAUUCGUUGCCCUGCUUUGCAUGUUAUCCGACAUAUCUGAUUCUGUCGAGACGUCCUUUCAACAACCGGCUCAUAGACCAUACGAGGGAUUUUACUAUCGCUGGAUGAAGGCCAUGGUGGGGGGCAUUUACACCGUCUUCUUCCCGGUGGUCGACCAGGAGGUCAAUAUGCCAGCUGUGCUGCAAGCCGUCCGGUUUCUCGCACUUGCAAGUGUGCUUGGUCUAGUCGCCGACCACGCUAACGCUGCUAGACCACCAACCAGGAGAUACCAUGACACACAUAGAUAUUAUGCGCUGGAACACGUACCUGGGGCGGAAAGUGCGAGUUUGCAGGAGGUUGCGCAGGCAUUGGGUGUAGAGGUUGUUGAACAGGCUGGUGAACUGGACGAUGUAUGGCUUGUGCGUGUACCGAAGGCCCGGGAAGGCGUCGUCGAGCGAGACGGAGGCGAUCCUGUCAUUGCUGCGUUUUCAGAACUGCAGAAACGAGCGGCUCUUCCACUGUCCUCGCGCUCACAAGAGAGCUUGUUAGCGAAACGGGUUGUAUCUUCUGUUAGCUACUUGGAAGCUCAGACGCCGCAGUGGCUCGUGAAACGCGCACCGCCGCUUGUACAACCAGGGUCAUCUAUGGAUGUGGCGAAGAGGUUGGGCCUUAAGGACCCGUUGUUUGGGGAGCAAUGGCAUUUGAUCAACGACGAGCACCCUGAACAUAUGAUGAACACGACACCGGUGUGGGAUAUGGGGUUCACUGGGAAGGGCAUCUUAACUUCAUUUUUGGACGACGGGCUAGAUUUUGAUAGCGAGGAUUUGAAGGAUGCUUUUGACGCGGAAAACUCUUAUGACUUCAAUGACCAUGUCGAUCUACCACGCCCUGUCACAGAGCUCGACCACCACGGCACGCGGUGCGCAGGACAAGUCGCGGCGCGGCGCAACGAUGUCUGCGGAGUGGGGAUCGCAUAUGACGCCAAAGCCGCAGCGGUGCGUAUUCUCGGUGGGCCCAUUACCACCGUCGACGAAGCGGCCGCGCUUAACUAUGGCUUUAAAAACGUAUCCAUCUACAGUUGCAGCUGGGGCCCCCGGGAUGAUGGGAUGACAAUGGAGGGGCCAAACUAUCUUAUCCGCAAAGCCGUUGUGAAGGGCAUCAACGAGGGCAGAGACGGGAAGGGUAGCGUGUUUGUGUUUGCGAGCGGGAAUGGGGGUAUUGGAGAGGACCAGUGCAAUUAUGAUGGGUACACGAAUAGCAUAUAUUCGGUGACAGUGUCAGCGAUUGAUCACACAGGCAAGAAGCCUGCGUAUUCGGAGGCGUGUGCGGCGAACAUGAUAGCUGCAUACAGUUCAGGGAGCCAGAAAUAUAUUGUGACAACGGAUGUUGGCAAAAAUAGAUGCGCGCGUACUCAUGGUGGAACGUCGGCUGCCGCACCGAAUGCUGUUGGUGUCUUUGCAUUAGCCUUGCAAGCGCGGCCAGACCUGACAUGGCGAGAUAUACAACAUCUUUGUGUGGAAACCGCGCGCAAGGUUAAUCCAGAAGACCCUGACUGGGAGAAAACCGCCAGCGGGCGUUUAUACAGUUACAAGUACGGAUACGGGGCCCUCGAUGCUUAUGCUUACGUUAAAGCCGCACAAUCCUGGAAGCUCGUCAAACCACAAGCAUGGAUCCAUACCAAGACCGUCGUUGUUAACAAUGGAACGCUGACCUCGCUCGGGCACAAAAAGUACAGUUACGAAGGGGGAGAAGCGAUCGGGAUGGGCGUGUAUGAACAGAAGAUGACCAUCACACAAGAGAUGAUGAAGGAGAACAAUCUGGAGACGCUUGAGCACGUGGACGUAAGGGUAUGGAUCGAACAUUCCAGGAGAGGGGAUGUCAAGGUGGAGAUCGUCAGUCCAAACGGAAUCACGAGCGUGCUGGCCGGUACUCGAGCGUAUGACGAUGCAGAUACUGGUUUCCCUGGUUGGAGGUUUAUGACAAUUAAGCAUUGGGGCGAAAAUCCUGUCGGCGAGUGGACUUUGAAAGUGACUGAUAAGGGCAAUCCUGGCCCAGAUCAUACAGGGAAAUUUUUGGGCUGGAACAUGGCACUUUGGGGUAGUGCGAUUGAUCCAGCGAAAGCACAGAAAUUCGUGGAACCUGUUGAGGAUAAUGCUUUGCCACCAAAUAAUAUUCCUGAUCGUCCUGUUAUUCAUGACCCUGCCCCAACUUCGACGACAGUCCACGCCAAGCCCACAGACCGGCUACCAACUGACCAUGGGAAGGUUACUGGCGAUGACUCUCAUCCAGCUUUCCCUACCGGGACUCCCAGCAAGUCAAAGCCGCAGCAAGAUGAAGUAGACAAGGAUUCAGAAGAGACUUGGUACGGUGAACUUACCAACAUGGCGAAAACGCAUAAAUGGACGUUUGCUGCGCUUGGAGCCGGUUUGGUUUGCUUUAUUAGCGCCUUGAUCGUGCUCUGGAGGAGACGAGUCGCACGGAAGAAGAUGGAGGAAUACACGUCUCUGGCUGCGGAUGACAUACACAUGGACUCUGUAGCGCAAAACGAUGUUUUGGCCGGAGGUGCAGGCCCACGUUCGACGAGGAGCGUCAGGUUCGUGGACGAAGCAGAGGAUGAAGACGCGUCGCCACGAGCGUCAAUGGAGCGACGUUCUUCAGAAGAAGACCAUACCAUCGUCCCACCAAACCCUCAAACGCUAGGAUUCCACUCGUCAUUCCUCGACGAUGAUGAACCGUCUCCUGGCCUAUCGCCCAAUUAUCGCGACCAUCCUGAAAUGUUUACUCACGUCUCGCUGCGCAGUCCGACAGAAAUACCACCCGCGUCUUCACACCCGACUGGAGGCUUUGGCUCGUUCCCAGACCCCCGUCCAUGA
Molecule: messenger RNA, 3618 nt
Organism: Psilocybe cubensis
Lineage: Eukaryota; Fungi; Basidiomycota; Agaricomycetes; Agaricales; Agrocybaceae
Exons: 7
Coding region: 1-3618 (1205 amino acids)
Biological process (GO): protein processing
Cellular component (GO): Golgi membrane; trans-Golgi network
Molecular function (GO): serine-type endopeptidase activity
Source: RefSeq, a predicted model, not a curated record